This is a messenger RNA of Bacillus rossius redtenbacheri, 2340 nucleotides long. RefSeq names its product kelch-like protein 10. The transcript is spliced from 10 exons. The coding region runs from base 257 to 2281 and encodes 674 amino acids. The record is from RefSeq and is a predicted model, not a curated record. Gene Ontology annotation, molecular function: protein binding. NCBI's taxonomy places the organism in Eukaryota, Metazoa, Arthropoda, Insecta, Phasmatodea, Bacillidae.
AAUUUGCGUUUCCUUGGAAACGCAAAGUUUCGUAAAACCUUUUUUUUCGACAUGCCGCGGAGAAACUAAAUUUUUCUUUACCCUAAAUUGACAAGUUUUUCAACCCGUUUUUGAACUCGUGUAUACAAAUUACUGUCACCGGAGACAAACAACAACUGUCGUCGGAUCGAAGGGAGAAGGAAUUUUUAUUUUAUUCUUCUCGUAGUUCGAAGGUUAUCGUCACGCCAGACUGUAAAACCACAGCCACGCGCACGCGAUGGGCGACACCAUCCGGGAGGGCAGCGGUAGCAGAGGCACCGCCACCGACGCCCUCAGCAAGCAGGGCGCCCGCUCCAUGAGCAUAGAGGCGCUGGAGAUCCUGCACGACCUGCGCAGGAACAACCAGCUGUGCGACGCCAUCAUACGCCUGGAGGACGGCGGCUCGUUCCCCGUGCACCGCGCCAUCCUGUCCGCCUGCAGCCCGUACUUCAGAGCCCUGUUCACCACCGCCAUCGACGUGCCGAGGGACGACGUCCUGAUACACGGCAUCAGCACGCAGGUGAUGGCGCUGAUACUGAACUACGCGUACGUGCGCAACAUCAGCAUCAACAAGGACAACGUGCGUGGCCUCCUGGUCGCCGCCGACUACCUCUGCGUCGAAGGAGCCCUCGAGCUCUGCUGCGACUUCCUCAAGAAGACGCUGUCCGCGAAGAACUGCGUCGACGUCAUACAUUUUGCGAGUUUCUACACGCGCUGGGACCUGGCGGCGGCGGCGCGCAACUACCUGAUGCGCGAGUUUGUGUCUGUGUGCCAGGAGAGCAAAGAACUGCUCGAGACCAGCCUGGACGAGCUGUGCGCCAUCAUCAGCUGCGACGAGCUGAACGCGAAGAAGGAGGAGAGCGUGUGGGAGUGCGUGGUGCGCUGGAUCGAGCACCGGCCCGGCGAGCGGCGCCGGUACAUCGCGCAGCUCCUGGGCUGCGUGCGCCUGGGCCUCAUGGAGACACAGUACUUCGUCAAGAAGGUGAAAGGCAGCGAGCUGGUGGCGGGCAACCAGGAGUGCCGGCCGCUGGUCAUCGACGCCCUCACCUACCUGUACGACGUGCAGACGCAGAGCGACGACUCGCCCGUGCCGGACAUCGCCCGGCCGCGGUACCCGCACGAGGUGCUGCUCGCCAUCGGCGGCUGGAGCGGCGGCUCCCCCACCACCUACAUGGAGAGCUACGACUGCCGCGCCGACUGGUGGAUCCCGGUUUACGAGGUGGAUCCUGCUGGCGCGAGGGCGUACCACGGCACGGCGGUCAUGGGCUUCGACAUAUACAUCAUCGGCGGCUUCAACGGCAUAGACUACUUCAACUCGUGCCGGUGCUUCAACAUGCUGAGCAGGACGUGGCGCGAAGUGGCGCCCAUGAACGCCCGCAGAUGCUACGUGAGCGUGGUGGUGCUCGGGAGCCACGUGUAUGCCAUCGGCGGCUACGACGGCCACGCGCGACAGAGCAGCGCCGAGCGGUACAACCCGGCCACCAACCAGUGGUCCCCCAUGGUGCCCAUGACCAUCGAGAGAUCUGAUGCCUGCGCCACCAUCCUGGACGGCCGUAUAUACAUAACUGGUGGCUUCACGGGGCAGGAUUGCCUUAACUCUGCCGAGUACUAUGACCCAGAGUUGAACCAAUGGAUACCCAUUCCGAACAUGAGCUCCAGAAGAAGCGGGGUAUCGUGCGUGGCAUAUCGCGGCUGUCUGUACGUGGUUGGAGGUUUCAACAGCAUCACGCGGCUGAGCAGCGCGGAGAUGUACAACCCCGCCACGAACACGUGGACCCGGAUCGCCGACAUGGUCCACCCCAGGAGCAACUUCGCCCUCAAGGUGGUCGACGACGCCAUCUACGCGGUCGGGGGCUUCAACGGCGUCACCACCAUCGCGAAGGUCGACUGCUACGACGAGCGCGUCAACGAGUGGUACGAAGUGUCCGAGAUGAACAUCUUCCGCUCCGCGCUGUCGGCGGCCGUCAUCUCUGACCUGCCGAACAUUCACGACUACAUCCGGGGGAAGAGCGAAGAUCGCAACAGGAAGUGGAGGAGGCAGGCGUACCAGCACACGCGGCGGAACCUGAACCAGUUCAACCGGUUCACGGUGGUGGCGCUCCGCGAGAGCCACGACAGCGCCAACCAGCUGGUGGUGCUGACGGGCAACAACAACGAGGGUGACAACAGUGAUGACGACGAUGACGAGAACAAUUUCUUUAAUUUGAUCAAUGAUGACGAUGGCACUGGAAUGGAGGUUCAUCAAGAAGACGAGAUGGAUUGAUAAAAUUUCUGAAAUUCAGUUGUAUUUAUAAAAAAAUAAAUGCACAAAUAUACAAAACA